AAAGGCGCGUGUCCGCGGCGGGGUGGCUGCGAGUGCGCGGCCAUGUGCGCCUAGCGCUUGCUGCCCUGGGUCGCGCGGCCGAGGCCCACGGACCUUCAGCCGGGCCAAGAGCAUCGGAGACGGUACAUCAGGCUCCUAUGUAAGGGAAAGAUCGUGACCAUUCACCAUGGCGUAUGGCUUGCCAAGAAGGAACACAGUACAAACCAUUUUGAAGGGCAGUUGUUAUAAAGUACAGGAACCAUGGGACCUUGCAGAGCUCACAAAGACCUGGUACACAAACUUAGUGAACAUCAGGUUGCCGUUCUUGGGAGAAAUUGCUUUUGGUAGUCCUGUGAAGCUCACAACACGCAAAACCGUCAAGGAUGGCUUGCUCCCUUCAGCACAAUCCAUCAAACUCGAAAAUGAGUAUGAAAAAAAGCGCCUAAUAAAGCUGAAGUGUCAGGAGGACGCGAGUGAGGAAAUCCAGGCUUCGCUAAGGCAGCAGAGAGCUGGCUUGCGAAGACCGCUUCAACCCAAGUGACCCAGUGUGCGGCUGAAUCUGAACCUGUUUCCGGCAGUCUCUGUGGGUGACGUGGCUUGGUGGGCACACUGGCAGAGUUCCCGGGUUCCUGCUACACUCUUGUUCUCUGUGCGCAUACAGCAGCCCUCCCUGUAAGUAGAUGACAGAUCACCCUGGGGUUGAGUCAUUCUGUGUCAGUCAUUUCGUGCUUGUACGAUGGCGUGGGAAAAGGACGGCGCUUGGGAGAGGCAGCAUUCUGAAGAAACGUCUGGACAUGCGACUUUGAGAUCCCAGAGAGAGUUCUCAGAAAGCUGGUGAGAGAGGAGCUCCUCUCUUCACGGUGAGAAACUCUCUUCACAACGAGAAACCGUACAUUUUUCAUCUGGUUAAGAGAAAGCUAGGUUUCAUUUCCGUGACGCUACGGUCAUUGAUUUCUGGUAAAGCAUCACUUACUAUUGUCAUGUGCACUUUAUUUUUUAACUUCUUAUUGUGUGGUACUUAAUUGUCAAGCCACUUCCCCUCUCGCUAAUGUUCUCUCCACAAUGGACCUGGAGCAGGUGCAGCCCUGUGCUGGAAAGGAACGCAAAGGGACAGAGAUGGCCUUAUUGGGAGGAAGUCUCAUAUUUGCAGAGUGGCUGGGGAAUGAGGAAUUAACUGGAAAGAACUGCCUUUGUAUGAACCAAGUUUUCUAAAAUUUGCACACAAUAAAGCAUAUUUGGAUACUAA
Molecule: messenger RNA, 1225 nt
Organism: Myodes glareolus (Bank vole)
Lineage: Eukaryota; Metazoa; Chordata; Mammalia; Rodentia; Cricetidae
Source: RefSeq, a predicted model, not a curated record